AUGGAGAAAGCUAAUCAUCAAGACAAAGGAAAAAGGAUUGUAGAGGAUGUGAGUGUAGACUUAACAUUAGGGCUUCCGAUGGAGACUGAAAUGGAGUAUUGGAGGCAACAAAACUAUCAAUUUUCUGUGACCAGGACGUCUUCUUUGCCGAGGGAUACUGAAAUCGAGUGUAGGCAAAGGUUGGAGGCUGAAAUGGCUUGGAGGCGAAGAAUGGAUGCUGAAAUGGAUUGGAGGCGAAGAAUGGAGACUGAAAUUGAGUGCAGGCGUAGAAUGGAGACUGAGAUGGAAUGGAGGCAAAUCAAUGGUCCAUCUUCUGUGAUGAGGACAGCUUCCAUGCCGCCAAUGGAGACUCAAACAGAAUGGGGGAAAAUGAGUGAUCCAUUUUCUGUUAAUAGGACGGCUUCGUUGCCACCAAUGGAGACACAGACGCGCGGGGACGCGCAGCAGAAUAGAUGGGAUAAACUGAAGAAUGUUAUAGUUGUUGAGGAAAAUGAAGGGAAUGGAACCUCUUCUUUGCCGUCACCUGGUGGAUCUGGAUCUGUAGGAAAUUUUGGUUCAGCUGAAACUAGUUCUGAAACUCAACAACACCUACAUAAUCAAGUUGAUGGAACUUUCAUUGAAGGUGCAUCUGGUAGUUCUAAUGCGAUACCUCCAGUCAGUGGCACAUUGGAGCAAAUGCAGCAUCUGGUAGUAGCAGCCAUUGAAGCUACUAAUAAGCAAUCACCCGACUUUUCGGGAAAAGAGGGACUCAGAAAUUUCUUGCUCAAAAUGCCUGGUGUUUCCACCAAAGGUGAUGGACCAAAUGGAAAGAAGACUGAAGGAUUUUUAUACGCGUAUAAGAGGGGAGGAGAAGUGAAGAUUGUUUGUAUUUGUCAUGGUUAUUUUCUGACACCAGCUGAAUUUGUUAGACAUGCUGGUGGAGGUGAUGUUGAAAACCCUUUAAGGCUUAUAACUGUCGAUCCUAAUUAA
This is a messenger RNA of Solanum pennellii, 969 nucleotides long. RefSeq names its product ninja-family protein AFP3-like. The record is from RefSeq and is a predicted model, not a curated record. Gene Ontology annotation, biological process: signal transduction; negative regulation of DNA-templated transcription. The transcript is spliced from 2 exons. Lineage: Eukaryota; Viridiplantae; Streptophyta; Magnoliopsida; Solanales; Solanaceae. Gene Ontology annotation, cellular component: nucleus. The coding region runs from base 1 to 969 and encodes 322 amino acids.